ACCAGCAGGGAAAGGGGAGUGGGUGGGAUCUGGGAUGAGGAAGGAAAAAAGCAGAUAAAAGUUUUGGAGUCGGGGAGAAGAGACUAAAGAUAGAGCAGACCGGGUCUAAUGGCAAAGGUAGGAGGGGAUUCAUGGAAAAAGAGGAGGAAGCUCAGUGUCUCAGGAGUCUUCCUCUUCCUCUUCUGCUUCUUCUUCCUCCUGUGAGGUGGCUGGACAUCAUCCAUCACCAUGUUCUCUGACAGCAGAGCUCCAGCGCCUGGGGAGCAGAAAGGCUUCAAGCCCCACACCCCUCACUUCAUCCCCUGGCUGCGCAGUAGUCUGAAGCCCCACCACAGCAGUGACCUGGGACUCAACGGACCGUACAAAUCCAGCUCCGAGGCCCACAAUAAUCUGGAGAAAGCCAAAGGGAUAGGCUUCUUCUCCAUCAAGGACCGGGCAAAGAAAGGGGAAGUUCGGUGUAAUGGGAUGGCGAGGAUGCUGCCAGUGGUGCUGCGGGGGCACCACAUCCUGCCAGGGAGUCUGGGGAAACAGAGGGAGGACAGUCCUGCCAGGUGGAACCAGUCUCCAGAGGUGGAUCCCAAUACGCAGAACAGUGCAGGGGACCGGCCGCAGGAUCAGAGCGCCACAUCGGCCCAGGACAACCACACCUUUGUUAGCAGCCACCUUCAGAGUGACGGGACCUCGGUCAGGAAGUACGGGCCGCUUGUGAGACCCCCUCCUGUUCCGACGCUGCUCAAUGAGGAGCCAAACUGUAAGGUGCCUAUUGUGGUAGAGCACAGGAAGGGGAAGGUGUGGGACUACGCCAGCAGCACCACCUACCGCAAAAGGGACCUCCAUUCAUCCAGCUGGGUGAGCUCAGACACUCAGGGACUAAUAGAAAGACAGCAUGCCUUCACCUCCAGCGUCAGCUACAUCAAACAGCAGAGCAGGAGCCAGAGAGACCUGAGGGAGCCACCUGUGGAUUUCAACGGGCCCCUCAAUGGAGUCAUCUUCUCCACCGAGGUUCCUCAGAGAGGCCUGGGCUGCACCACAACACUACGAGGACCCAGGAAAAGUAGACCGAGCUUGGAGCGAAUCGCAUCUCUGGGCCAGAACCAGACGUGGGUCCAAUAUGAAGGGAAGUCACAGAGGAGGGAUUCAGGCUGCAGCAGGAAGGUGGUUCGAAACCAGAUUAAACGGGUCGUGAACAACCUGGAGCAGGUUCUUACAGCGCUGAGGGAUGUUCACCAGGAAAUGAAGGAGGUGGUACAGCAGAUCGACUAUCUAACCUCAACCAUUGAUCUGAAUGCGGAGGAGCAGCAGAGAACUGAAAGAGGCAACAGCAGCUCCAGUUCAGGUUCGAGUUCCAGCGACGUGACGGUGGGCAGCACCCAUCGGAGGCCCUCAGAGCCUGCAGACCAACGAGGGGCCACGGACUCAUCUGGCAGCCUCAGGAGAGAUCACCACGGCAGGAGUCAGUCUCCACCAAAUGUGCUGCUGUGCCCGGUGACAUCUGGGAGUCGAACUCUUCGGUUCACCAGCAGUCUGGGGUCUUCUCCCCGACAAAGUGGGCUGUUGCAGUGCAAUAAUCUCCCUUUACCCAGUCCCUCUCAAAAUCUAACCUCCCAUGACGUUACUCUAUCUCCCCAAAGAAGCCUACCUGUGCGACCUCCCACUCCAGGUGUCUCCCCUCUAACAGUAAACCUCCAUCACCCCAGCAGCCCUGGUUCUCAACCUCACUCCCCUGGGCCCUCCUCCUCCAUCAGCCCUGUCUCCCCUCUGUCUCCAAAGCCUCCCCCAACUCUUAGCCCUUCUGUCAUCAUAGAGACCAAAGUUGCAUCUUAUCAGACCCCACAGAGUGACCACCCAUCUGCUGGUCUGCCCUCUCCAUCAUCGACCCAGCCUCCGUCUGCCGGCUGCCCACCCACCAAAUCCGAAACUCAAACUGCGUCCAACACCGACAAAGAGAGGCGAGCAUCCUCAGCAGGACCUUCACAGGUGUGCUCUGCCCCUGCAGCCACAGCUAAACCACCAACAGCACAAGGCCGCAGAGGUCGCAAGCCUCCUCCGUACCCGCACCACAGAACCUCCGAGCACACAAAGAAAGUGAAGGAGCCCCGCAAAGCUCCUCCGUACCCCGAGAAAAGAAGGCUGCUCUCGACCACUGUGUGAGACAAUGCAGCAGGAGGGGGAGGCCGAUCAAAACAGAGCCACAUUCACAGCACCAGCCGCGAGAGUGGAGAGCCAUUUAAGGCUCGCCAAGUUGAGCUGAGACCAAGUUUCCAAGGUGACGGGACGCA
This is a messenger RNA of Plectropomus leopardus (leopard coralgrouper), 2279 nucleotides long. RefSeq lists its product as uncharacterized. NCBI's taxonomy places the organism in Eukaryota, Metazoa, Chordata, Actinopteri, Perciformes, Serranidae. The record is from RefSeq and is a predicted model, not a curated record.